This is a messenger RNA of Cuscuta epithymum, 1438 nucleotides long. The record is from the annotation of a GenBank genome assembly. NCBI's taxonomy places the organism in Eukaryota, Viridiplantae, Streptophyta, Magnoliopsida, Solanales, Convolvulaceae.
AAAUACGAUGUGUAUAAAACUCUCCGUAAAUCGUAUACCUUGCUAUUACCGGCAAUCCUUCACGUCUUCCGCCCAUCACUCCACUCCGAUCCCUCUAGAUACUCGCAAAAAUCAUCUUCCUCCCCAACUUUCACCCAUCCAUGGCUAAAUUUCUUCGCCCUUUCUCUCCCAUUCUCUCUUUCUGCUUCAUUUCUCUGUUUUCCCCUGUUUUUCCGACGACAUUUACCAUAGUCAACGAGUGCAGCGAUACAAUUUGGCCUGGAAUUUUAUCAAACGCCGGAGCACCUAUGCCUGAGACCACCGGAUUCUCUCUGGGAAACGGGCAAUCCCGAGCCAUCGCUCUACCCGCGGGUUGGUCCGGCCGGCUAUGGGGACGGACCGGCUGCUCGCCGGACGCCACCACCGGGAGAUUCACUUGCGACAGCGGAGAUUGCGAUUCCGUGGCGGAGGAGUGUAAUGGAAAUGGAGCACAACCGCCGGCGACUUUGGCGGAAUUCACGCUCAACGGGUCGGACGGGUUGGACUUUUUUGACGUGAGCCUGGUUGACGGUUACAACUUACCUAUGCUCGUGGCCCCCACGGGUGGGGCCCAGGGGCACCCGAACUGUACGGAGAUCGGCUGCGCCGUCGAUAUGGACCGCGUUUGCCCGGCGGAGCUGCGGCUGCUCGACGGCCGCCGGAAGGUGGUGGGGUGCAAGAGCGCGUGCUUCGCCUUUGGCACGCCCGAGUACUGCUGCUCUGGAAGUUACGCGACUCCGGACACGUGCCGCCCCAGCAAUUACGCUGUGAACUUCAAGAGCGCGUGCCCACGCGCGUACAGCUAUGCUUACGACGACUCGACCAGUACCUUCACUUGCGCCUCCGCGGAUUACGUCAUUACUUUCUGCCCCACCUCUUCCCCCGCCACCAGUCAGAGGACAUCGGGAGGACAUCCGACGAGUCCCAGCAGUGGCGGUGGCGUGUCAGCUAUCGGCUUCUAUCAUCAGCAAAUUUUUGCCCUUUUCAUCACCAUCACCAUUUUAGCACUGCCAGCUUUUGAAUCAAUGUGGUUGCCCUAACAACCAUUAGCUAACCUUAAGGUUAAAAAACUAACAAAAGAGUCAUUUGUGAUACUAUACCUCAUGAAAGAAAUGCAAAUUAUGUAGUUUAUUAUGAUAUACUUCCUCCGUUCCCUUUUAAUUGCAACAGUCAACAUUUCACGUUUGCCAACGCACAAGUUUGACCAUUAAUAUCUUUCAUUCCUUAUUAGUAAAAAAUUUAAAAAAUUCAUAUUUUGAAAAUUUAGAAUGAGAAGAAUUUAAUAAUAUUUUUUUAAAAAAUAAUUUAUAAUACAUUAAUGAAUAAAAUAUAGUCAAAAUAGAAUACGUGAAUAGUGCAAAAAGUCCAAUGUUGCGAUUAAAAGAGAACGGAGGAUAGUAUUUGAACAUUGAAAAUAGAU